AUUUCUUUAUUUUUACCCAUCUGCCUUUUUGUAGAAAUAUAGGUACUCUUUUGUUCGCAUCUAAUUGUUCUUUUAGAUGGGUUGUCUUUGAUUUCUCUCUCUCAUAGAGUGUUUGUGUGUAAAAUGGGCUCUUUCAGAUGAAGCCUUUGAGAUCAAGAGAUUGGAGGAUAUGAUUGGUUCUACUUACAGUUUGUUGGGUUUUUCUUUUUGAGUUUUCUUCUCUGAGAUCUAGUGGGGUAUGCCCAUUUUCACAAGCAUUUCUGCUUUUUGUUUGGCUUGGAAUGCAAGUGUGUAUAAAGAUGUUGAUUUUUAAUGAUUUUAUUUCUCUAUUACUCUAACACCCAUUUUUUCAUUUUUGGGUUUCUAUAGGUACCUUGAGGUUGCUUGUUAGUUUUAGGGUUUCAGUUUCAUUGUACUAACCAACAGCAGUUUUUUGAGGUUCUUUUGAUCUCAAGCUUUGAACCAUUAUUAGGAUCCAUGAAUUUGCUAUUCUCCAGAGUUAAAGACCUUUUGAAAUUUGGAUUGUUGCUUCAAGGGUUGAAGAUUAAGGAAAUUUGAGGUUUGAGGUUAAUUGAUUGGUUUGCUUGAAUACAUUUUCUUUCUCUAAUUUGAGCAAAUGGAUUGUAGAUCUGUUGAUGGGACAAGACAUGGAGUUGGAAUUUGACAAAUAUUGCAAAGUGGGUGGGAGCCCAAAAACUGUUCUUCCAUCACCUCGGCGUUCUUCAAGAAUUGAAAAGAGAAUUGUCAAAGGAAAACUUACGUGUACCACAAACGAUCUAUUCAGCUUAGAGGAGGGCUUCAAAGAGAUUAACUUUCGCCGCUAUCGCAGUUCAUCUUGUAAAUUCAAUCCAUCUAGGUCUCCAGGGCUGGAAGGGAACGAAGUGCUAAGGCGGGGUUCUGUAUAUCAGAACUCCAAAGAAGUUAGGAAGAUGAGGAAGAUUGUAGCUAUGGAGGGUAGGAGAAAAAUUGAAUCAUCGGGAAGCCAUGCUUUCUCCAUGGGAAUUGUUGACUCUUUGUGUAGCUCUGAGAAGAAUAGCUCUCUCAUGGAACGGAAAAGAUCCUCAGUGGUGUCAAUAAAUUCAGACUCAAGUACAACUUCUAUUCCCAUGCCCCUCAUUGAAGAAUUCUUGGAUCUCUCUCACCAUGGUACAGAUAAUGUUGUAUCAUCUGAUGGGUUUUUAGAAAUGCCUUCGAAUUUAAAUGGCAAAGAAGACCACUCUGCUGAAAAUAUGGAGAGACAAAAGAUGUGUGAUCCGAAGUUCAGAUGUGAUCCUGAUGUUGGUCCUAUUAAUGAUGGUAUUGACUUUCGGGAUAGAGACACUGCUCUUGCUUUGCAUAAGUCGUUAUCUGCUAAACUGGCACUGCCCCUUUCACCUUCUCAAUCAGAAAGUGAUGGCUCUAAACCAAGCAGUCCAAAGACACGGUUCAGCCCUAUCAAAAAGAUGUUUGAUCCAUUCACAAAGUCGAAGUCUCAACGGAGUCCUUUGGGUUCUUCUGCAAGUGAGCCUGGCGGGCUUCCACCAGCCCGGCUUGCAACCGUUGGGAGGAACAACAACACAUUGCGAAAAUCUCUACUGAACGAGUUUUCAAACACGAUGCAGAGUCCCGAAUUUGGUUCUCAGUUUGGGAAAAAAGAUCACUGUAAUUCAGCAGUUUCAUGUUCACCAGCUCACUUGCACGGCUGCCUCAAGUUGGAAAAUAAACAUGGGGUGCCAUUUUUUGAGUUCUCAUUGAAGUACCCAGAAGAUGUUUUCAUGGCCCGGACUUGGAAAGCAGACAAUGCUUUGAAUUGGGUAUACACUUUUCAUAAUAGAAGGAAGAGUAAUAAUGGUUGGGGAUUGAAAGACAGCAACAAAGAGUCCUCUAUGGUGGGACAAAUGCAAGUUUCAUGUUAUUUAUGUACAGAGCUCAAAGAUGCUGGGUCUUUUGAAAACUCUAUGGUGACGGAGUUCGUGUUAUACGAUGUUGCUCAUGGAAGACGAAGUGUUGCUGCUCGGGGAAACCCUAACCAGUCCUCUGAUGUGGUUAAACCUCCCAAGGUUUCAAGUCAAAGCUCGGUUGGUGGAACUAGCAAGUUGGACAAUGUGUCUGAUCAAUCGAAGCUCAAACUUCAAUUAAAACACUCCACUGACAAUGGGCAUUUCGAUAAAUUGACUCCACACCCUUGGGCACUGGAAGAUUUGCAUCCAAGCCUUGAAAUAGCAGCCGUUGUCAUACAAGUCCCAUUUGCAAAGAGGGAAAGCUUGAAACACAAGGGAGGAGAUGAGAAGAGUGAUCAACCGCAUCCAAACUUGCUUGAUCUCUCAGCGAUGGAGGAGAGAAAGAAAGGUAUUGGGGAUGGCUCAAGCACCACAAAGGUAAAUGUGGUCACCCCGUCUGGAAACCAUAGUUUGCCUAGUAGUGAGAGUCGUGGUCCUUCGCCAUUACUUGAUCGAUGGAGGUUGGGUGGAGGUUGCGACUGUGGUGGUUGGGACAUGGCAUGCCCUCUUACUGUUUUUGGCAGUCCCAAUAUUCAGAGUGGUGAAGAUUAUCUGCUUGUGGAGAAUCAGCGGCCUUUGGAACUUUUUGUUCAGGGAGCAAAGGAAAAUACACCGGCGUUGACCAUGACAGUUAUAGAGGAGGGACGGUAUUCAGUUGACUUCCAUGCACAGUUAUCCACAUUGCAAGCGUUCUCUAUUUGUGUUGCUAUCUUGCAUUCUACAGAAGCCUCAAUUGCUGUUGGGCAUGAGAGAGACAAGCAAUUGUUGCAAUGCAAUUCGUUGAGAGUGUUCAUCGAGGAGGAAGUCAAAGAUUUAAUUGAAGCCGUCACAGGGGAGGAAAAGAGAAAAGUUGGCAAGAUGGAAGAAAUCCCACCAUCUUUUAAACUCAACCCACCUUUUUCUCCAAUUGCUCGGGUAUAGACUUGGCUUUGCUUUUAGAAGCAGAUAUGAGUUCUCCCCAGAAUCCCGGAUCAGAUUUAGAGUGCCAAUCCAUUGGCGGUUCGUCUUUAGCAAUGGUUAACCAGCGCUUGCCUUGGAGCAAGGUCAAUACAUCGAAGAGACCAUUAUCUUUUUGUGAGAUUACUCAACUUGCUCUUAAUUUAUAGAAAAAAAUUUUGAACACAUAAUGUUGGACAAUUUUCACUGUAUUUAAAUAGAUUAAAUUCUAUUGUGUA
Messenger RNA from Camellia sinensis, 3154 nucleotides. The record is from RefSeq and is a predicted model, not a curated record. NCBI's taxonomy places the organism in Eukaryota, Viridiplantae, Streptophyta, Magnoliopsida, Ericales, Theaceae.